Oncorhynchus kisutch (coho salmon) is the source of this 3568-nucleotide messenger RNA. It is a transcript of the gene badb, whose product is annotated as BCL2 associated agonist of cell death b. Gene Ontology annotation, biological process: apoptotic process. The record is from RefSeq and is a predicted model, not a curated record. The coding region runs from base 263 to 748 and encodes 161 amino acids. The transcript is spliced from 4 exons. Lineage: Eukaryota; Metazoa; Chordata; Actinopteri; Salmoniformes; Salmonidae.
CGGAGCAGAGUCCUAGCUCGCAACAGUGACGUCAGCGGCGAGGCCAGUCCAACCCGCCCCGCGCAGGGCCCGGUCAUUGGUGGAGCGCAGGACAGCGAGCGGCGCGGUGGAUAGACUGCCGCUACGCUAUUGGGGGAGGGAAGACAAACUGGAUCCGAACAACAAAAAAGACCAGAUAACAACAAUAUCAAGUUGGAAAUAGAAAGCGCGAUACGCGGCUGCUCGAACAUAUUUACCCGUUAAAAAUACUUUGGAUGUCAGCAUGGCUCAGAUGUUUACUAUAUCAGACAGCGAGUCAGAGCCCUCAGAGGAGGUAGGAGAAACCGAAAAGGACCAAUCGUCUGCCGGAAAGGGGAUGACUGGCGGUCCAAUAGGCCACGCCCUCACUGUGCCUGAGAUGAGACUGGCAGGAGAGGGUCGGUUGAGGAUGAACUCAGAGUCCCAGGCCCAGGAGCUCCAGGGUAGGGGGCCAGGGGUGGAAGGCAUGCCCACAGACGGAGCAUCUUUCCGGGGUCGCUCCCAGUCGGCCCCCCCUGCCCUCUGGGCGGCCAAGAGAUACGGGCGGCAGCUCCGACGCAUGAGUGACGAGUUCGAUACGUGGCUGGAUAAAGGGGAGAUGAGGCGGGUGAAGAGUGCGGGAGCAGCCAAACAGAUGACCAAGUCCCCCAGCUGGUGGGCCUACCUGUUCAGUCAUAAGGAGACAGAGACAGAACAUACCCCUAUCAUCCCACCACGAUCAUCUGAGUAGAGAGGAGGAUGGGGGGGGGUGGAGAAGGAGAGGGGGGGGGGGGUGGGAGAGGAAGGCGAGAGAGAUGGAGAAGGGAGAGGAUUGGAAGGCGGGGGGGAUGGGCCUACCUGUUCUCUCACCAAGAGACAACCCACCGUAAUCGUACCACUAUUGAACCACGGUCAUCAGAGUACAGAGAAGGGGAUGUUUCCCAUGCCAAUAAAGCCCCUUGAAUUGAAAUUGGGAGAGAAAAAGAGGGGGACAGAAGAUUGAUUGAGAAAGGGAGAGAUGGGCCUCCCUGUUCUCAGCUGCUACUGACCCACGAUCAGCAAAGUGUAGAGAGGGAUGGAGGGAGAGGAAAGAGAGAGACAGGAGAGAGGGAUGGAGGGAGAGGAAAUAGAGACAGGAGAGGGGGAAAGAGAGACAAGAGAGAGGGAAGGAGGGAGAUGGAUAGUGGGAGAGACAGGAGGAAGAGGAAGGUGUUGAGAGGUGGGAGACAGUAAUAAAUAAAAGGUAAAUCAAAAUAAAGUAGAGGGUGGAGAGGUAGAAGGAGACAGAUAAAAUGAGACUAAAAGAGGUGGAUGAGACCUUACCCAUACAAUAACAACUAGUUUGCCAGCAAGAAAUAGAUUUAACUUCACUCUAGUGAAAGCAUCCACCCAAAGCCCAAGCAGGCCUUUAGUUAAUCAUUUGGACUGUUUCUCCCAUUAACACUAUGCAACACUGAGAGAGUCCAGACAACAUGCACUGAGACAGAACAAAACAAAAUGGAGGUCGGGUUCUCUCAAACUCUUCUCCACCCCAAUUAAUCUCUCCUUGUUUCCUCGUAUCCUAUUUCCUCCUCAACCGUACUGGUCCCUCCCUUCCCCCUGACCUUCUUCUCCAGUGCAUUUUUAGAAGAACACGAGGAGCGGUGGGGUAAGGAAUCAAGGAAAGAUGGAUUGAGAAUGAGUGUUAAUGGGGUUGUGUCCCAAAUGGCACCCUAUUCCCCACAGGCCCUGGUCAAAAGUAGUGCACUAUAUAUAGGGAAUAGGGUGCCUAGGCCCUGGUCAAAAGUAGUGCACUAUAUAGGGAACCGGGUGCCAUUUGGGACGGAGACCGUGUGGUAGUUAACAACCACCGCCAUCUUAGAGUGAUGGCUGCACUCCGACAACUAGCCCCAUUUCAAAAAUAAAUGUCUCAAAUAUGAAGAACCAUCUUGUUUAAAUGACAAUCUUUGAUAGCAGUGCUAAUGAUAUGUUUUGUAUUAAACAAGAACUGCAGGGGAACAUUUUUAUCAGACAAUAGAAAUGAAUUUAACUAAGAUGUAGAAUUUCAGAGCAAAACCAAUGAGAAUUAAAGACUUGGGUCUUUAAAAACUGUAAAUACUGUUCAUAUUGCAAUGAAUGAAACAAAAAAAAAUGGACAAUAACAUGUGAACUGCUGAACAACAAAAUGUGACUAUGUAUAUGUCCCAAAUAGUACCCUGUUCCCUAUACAGUGCACUACGUCUGACCGGGGCCUAUAUAGGGAAUAGGGUGCCAUUUGAGACGAAUCCCCUUUGUAAGCUUGUCUUUUUUUUUCUACUUAGAGGUGCUACUGCAAGGUCUUCCGUUGCAGCCCAAAUCAACCCCCUACACUUCCAGGCGGUCCCAAUUCAUUCCCUAUCCCCUCGAUGUUAGGGGCUGGAUAGGUAUAAGCAGUGCAGGUGGUUGACCUGAGAGGCUGUAAUUAUAAAUAAGAAUUUGUUCUUAACUGACUUGCCUAGUUAAAUAAAAGUUACGUGUUUUAUUCAGAUCAGUCUGUCUUUAUAGUGCAACUACUCCUGAUUAGGGGGUAGGGGUUGAUUUGGGAUUCAGCAGUAGCUUCAAUGAUCUGCCUUUCUGUACGAGUCCAGGCCUUUCUCUGUGACUGGGCCAUGGCUGCCAGCACUACCUACCUACCUACCGCCUUAGGCCCCGGGCUCAGUCACACGGCAGAGAAGCACAAACACGCCGGGUAUGUCCCGCAUCACAACGUUGGCAAUACUCUGCAACGGUAUGUAGAGGAAUCCUUCUCAACAGACAGCUUGUCACACACUACUGGUGCCUGCAGCACACGGGCUGUGUUCUAGAUCACAACGUUGCUAAACUAAUCUCUGCAGUUGUGUAUAUAUAUAUAUAUAAGUGUUUAUCAACAACAACAAAACGUUGGUCGGUAAAUCUGUGCAACAUCUGUUCUUUCCCCCAUUUUACAGGCCUUUCCUUUAAAUUCUGCCUUUUAAACCUGUAUUUGUUUUUAAACCGUUUUUAACUUGGUUUGUGCAACGUUUUGUGGUGUUGAACGUAUCCUGUUAAAACCGGACUGGGCUCGAGUCUAGAUAGAAUUGUGCAAAGGGAAGCUUGCCUUGCGGUCUUCUCUUGCUUGCGUCCCAAAUGGCACCCUAUAGGGAAUAGGGUUCUAUUUGAGAUAUUUUAGGGAAUAGGGUUCCAUUUGGUAUUCUCUAUAGGGAAUAGGGUUCCAUUUGGUAUUCUCUAUAGGGAACAGGGUUCCAUUUGGUAUUCUCUAUAGGGAAUAGGGUUCCAUGUGGUAUUCUCUAUAGGGAACAGGGUUCCAUGUGGUAUUCUCUAUAGGGAACAGGGUUCCAUUUGGUAUUUUCUAUAGGGAAUAGGGUUCUAUUUGGUAUUCUCUAUAGGGAAUAGGGUUCCAUUUGGGACCCAAUCUCUGGUAUUACUUGAAACUUGAUGUGUAUGGGGGGGAAUCUAGAAUACUUUUGCAUUUCUUUUUCUACAAAAUUACUUUUGUAAAUGUAUUUUCUUUUUGUGACCACUUGGUGUACUAUGGGCAUAAGUAAACAAAUAAACAAAUAAUUUUUACUAAUCA